AUAUUUUUUGAUAACAAUAUGAUGAUACUAAAUCAGUGCCACCAAAAAUGCAAACGUUAAAAUUAUAUAUUUUCCCAGAUAUUUGUCCCUACUGCGGACGUCCCGCAGUCGUUGAUUCUCUAUAUUAAGAAGUGUCCCUCCAGUAAUUCGGAACUCCAGUAGUACUCCCGCGUUGGACGUGAAAACAGCAACACCGUUCUAAUAAUGGUCUGUAAAUUAUUUUCUUUUAGAAUAUAUGUGAUAUACCUAUGUUGAUCAAGUUAUUAUGUAAAAUCCUGGUCCCUGGAUUAUAUUUAUGAAAUAUAUUUAGUUAUACUUAUAUUUUUUAUUUGUGAAACGCAUUUUAUUUUUCUUCUGAAUACUUGGAUUUAAAUAAAAUUUAAAUAAUUUUAAUUUCAUGUCGUAUUACUAUCAUUACUGGUAUCACGGGCAAUUGAAGCACAUAUUAGCACACAUACCGGAAGCUUAUUAAUGGUAUCGGAUCAUGAAAUAUUUGAAAGAAUUACUGAACUUAUGGAUACACCUGUAAGUGUUUUGUGCACAAAUCGAACAAUCAAAGAUUCUUCAAGUUCUUUAUUGGAAUUUUCAAAUAACAAGAUAAACAUUUUAACAAUUGAGAGACACUUAUUACAAAAUAUUAAAAUUGAUUGGGUUAAUAACAUUUUAUAUAUUUUAAUAGCAACAACAAACCUAGACACUAUCAACUAUAGUGUAAAAAUAUUAAACUUAAAGGAAAAUACAUUAGAAGAUCUACUUUUGUUGUUUUGUUCUAAACCACUCCAAAUAGAAGAGGAUCCUUGCUAAAUGUAAUUAUUUUGAUUAAUAUUAUUCGCAGAGUAUCAUUAUUGUUGUACUUAUUUAAUCGCAUUGAUAAUAGAUUUUUGUUUUGGAGCACAAAUAGGAUUGUAUUGUUUAGACUUAGAUAAAAAAGGAAACGACCUCAACAUUGAAAAGACAAACAUAUUAAUUUUAAAAAAAAGAAGAUAUUGGUCCAUUUUUAAUUGAUCAUUUAAAGUCACGUUUGUUGGUAUUACUCAGUAAGGAUAACACAAUAAUAUCUGUUUCUUUUUUGAAAUGGAACUGGUGUAGGGACCUAUUCUCUCCUUAAAUCGCUUUCCACAGGGUGCUACCACUGGGCGACUUCCACCUCCUGCUAAUCAAUCAUCACAUUUACUUAUUGUAUAACUUGUAAAUACAAAUUGUAAAUAUUGUGUUUUGUUCAAUAAAAAAAAAUAUAUGAAUAUGGUUAUGUCAAAGCAGUUAUUUAAUUUUUUAUGUUUUUUUACUCAA
Messenger RNA from Rhopalosiphum maidis (corn leaf aphid), 1290 nucleotides. RefSeq lists its product as uncharacterized. NCBI's taxonomy places the organism in Eukaryota, Metazoa, Arthropoda, Insecta, Hemiptera, Aphididae. The coding region runs from base 472 to 804 and encodes 110 amino acids. The transcript is spliced from 2 exons. The record is from RefSeq and is a predicted model, not a curated record.